UCCAAAUCUCACUCACCACCGCAAAGCUCUCCCUGUCUAUCUUUAUUCUCAGAUCUCUCUCUAAAGUGACAGGUUCAUUUUUUUCUCUCUCUAAAGUGAUAAGUUCAUUUUCUCUUUUUAAAGUGAUGGCUCGCUUCAGCUCCACUUUGCUCGUGAUAAUGGCCGCACUGUUGGUGGCUUCCACCACGGCUCAGUCUCCGGCUCCUUCUCCGACUCAUACGCCGAAGCAUUCUUCUCCGGCGCCGACUCCGACGACAGGCCCUGCUCCUACGUCGUCAAUUACUCCGCCGGCGUCUGCUCCUUCUCCGUUCUUCGUCGGAAACAGUCCGACUUCGUCUCCUCCAUCGCCGGUUGCUCCAGCUCCCGGACUUCCUCCAGCAUCGAUCGCUACUCCUCCAUCGGGGUCUCAAGCACCCUCACCGGCAGAGAACGGCGCCGUUUCGGCUGCUAGAUUGACAGUGUUUGGAUCUGCGUCCGUAGGAGUUUUAGCCGCGGUCUUUUUGAUGUAGAUUUGGCCAGGAGGGGUUUUAUUUUUAAUUUUCUUGUUGUUGGGGUGUAUGGAUGAUUCUACAGUUUAUUAUGAUUUAUUUAAUUAAUUUUAUUUUCUUGAUUCAUUUAUUUAAUAUAUUAUAUACGUGUACUGAGAUUUUAGUUAAAUAAAUAAAGCAGCAUUUUACCCUA
Messenger RNA from Ziziphus jujuba (common jujube), 681 nucleotides. Its product is annotated as classical arabinogalactan protein 1. The coding region runs from base 126 to 509 and encodes 127 amino acids. The transcript has a single exon. Lineage: Eukaryota; Viridiplantae; Streptophyta; Magnoliopsida; Rosales; Rhamnaceae. The record is from RefSeq and is a predicted model, not a curated record.